AGCCCAGCUGGGCCCGCGGCGCACUUGCGCGAAAUGCGAACCGGAAAGGAAGGUUCUUCCCCCGGGCGUUUGGGCGUUUUGGCGUCACAGUGUCAGGCAGAACUUCGGGGAACUGGAGCCUCCCGUAGGGAUGGAGAAAAGAGCGAGCUGCCCCAGGGUAAACAUGGAGUAGACAGAGUUGGAUUUCAUCAAGAUUAGUGGCUUUGCAAGAUGAUGAUUCAUGGUGAUGGCUUGCAGGGUCAUAAACAAAAGAAGGCACGUGGGACUUCAACAGCUUUCAUCAUUUGCAGAAACAGGAAGAACUUUCCUAGGCCCAGUAAAAUCAUCCAAAUUUAUUAUAGAUGAAGAAUGUCAUGAAAGUGUGUUAAUCAGUUCAACAGUAAGGCUUCUUGAAAGUUUGGAUUUAACCAGUGCAGUGGGACAACUUCUCAGAGAAGCAGUUCAAGCACAAAAUAACACAUACAGAACUGGAACCAGUACUCUUUUGUUUCUUGUUGGUGCAUGGAGCAGUGCUGCUGAAGAAUGUCUUCAUUUGGGUGUCCCCAUUUCAUUAAUAGUGUCUGUAAUGUCAGAAGGCUUGAAUUCAUGCAUUGAAGAGGUAGUUUCCCUUCAAGUACCUAUCCACAAUGUAUUUGACCGUAUGGUUAACACAAAGACAUUUUCUGGACCUGAAACAUUUAGUGUCGGCGUAUACCCUUUUCUCCAAAUCCCUUCAGGUACUGGUUUGAUACAGAAAGAGUGUGAUCUCAAAGAUGUUGCCUCUCAGUCAUUGGCCAUUUACAGUCUUUCUGGGAGACCUGUUAAAUCACCUCAACUCUUUAGGUCUCAGGAUAAGGUUGAAGCAGAUGAAAACACAUCACAAACUCCUCAAACUCUGAAAAACAGUCUGCUUGCAGACACCCGCUGUAGAAAGUCAGUACUAACCCACAGUAGACAUUUUAGUAGGACAGGUAAUAAUCAAUGGAUAAGCAAACCAGACGGAGUUCUAGAACAACUUAGUGCAGCUACUCCCAAGACUUACAGAUGUGAUGAUUUGGUGGAGUUGGAGGUGGGUUUGAGUCACGGAGGUCACAGCAGCAUGAAGUUAGUAGACGAAGCAGUACGGCUACAAUAUCAGAACGCAGGUAUGCAACAAGGCAGCUGUACAGUGCCAUUUCUUUUUGACAUUUCAAGGAUCUUCACUUGCUGCUUACCGGGCUUCCCUGAAACUUUUUCUUGUGUCUGUCCAGGAUAUAUCACUGUUGUAUCAAUAUCUAGUACUGCUCUGAUCAAGGAAUUGCAGAAUCAGCCUGUUCGCGUUGUUCUCGUUGAAGGUGAUCUCACAGAGACUUAUCGCCACCUGGGAUUUAAUAAGUCUGCAAGUAUUAAAACAGUAUCAGAAAGCUUGAAGGUUCAACAAGAUGGCUCAGAAGAACUGUGGACAGACCAUGUGUUACAGGUAUUAAUCAAGUUCAAUGUGAACCUUGUCCUGGCACAAGGAAAUGUGUCUGAACGCUUAAUUGAAAAAUGCACAGACAGCAAGAGGUUGGUAAUUGGAUCAGUGAAUGGCAAUGUAAUGCAGGCUUUUGCAGAGGCUUCAGGAGCAGUGCAGGUGACCUACAUUACACAAGUGAACGAAAACUGCGUGGGCAGUGGGGUCUGUGUGACCAUCUGGAGAAGCAUUCCCUUUGAUGCUGCAGAUGAGAUCAACAGAAUGGCAAUCAUGUUAAAAACAGAAGGAAUUAAUUUGGUUACAGUAGUGCUGACUAGUCCAGUCACUGCCCAGGUGCAAACCAAAGAAGAUACCUUCUGGACGUGUGCCUAUCGUCUGUAUCAUGCUCUAAAAGAGCAAAAGGUCUUCCUUGGGGGUGGCGCAGUUGAAUUUUUGUGUCUUAGCCAUCUUCAGAUUCUUGCGGAGCAGUCUGUGAAUAAAGGAAACCAAGGCUGUUCAGGAUGGCUUCAUAAUACUUCCUCUUGGCUGGCCUCAUCUGUGACACAGUACAGACCGACUGUGCUUAAACUCCUGUCAAAUGGAUGGCGCAGAUACCUUUCAACUCUCCUGUAUAACACUGCCAGUUACUCAUCAGAAUUUGAAGCCGGCACAUUCAUUCAACAUCAUCUACAAAAUGCUACAGACGCUGGCUCUCCUUCCUCUUACGUCUUGAAUGAAUAUAGUAAACUAAAUAGUGGGAUUUUAAAUUCAGACAUUUCAGAUAAACUGGAACAGAUUCCAAGAGUUUAUGACAUUGUUACACCAAAGAUUGAGGCAUGGCGCCGAGCUUUGGAUUUAGUACUGUUAGUUCUUCAGACAGACAGUGAAAUUAUCACUGGACUUGAACAAACGCAGAUAAAUUCGCAGGAAUCAGAGGGCUUUUUAUUUUUGUAGUGUUAUUGGCUAAGUCUUUGGAAAAUAAUCUUUGGUAAUAUGUCGUGCUAAUAAUAAAUUUUCUAGUAGCCAAGUUACAGUUUCUAAAAUGCCAGCUUUUACCAAGAGAAAAUAAUUGAUGUGUGUCAAUAACUGUACAGAGUCGGAGAUUUCACCCUACUUACAAUUUUGUUCUCUGUUUCUAUAUUUUUAUUCUGUAGCUGGACAUGUCUCUUUUUUUAACAUUUUAUUGGAGUAUAAUUGCUUUGCAUUGUUGUGCUAGUUUCUGCUGUAUAAGAAAGUGAAUCAGUUAUACGUAUACAUAUAUCCCCAUAUCCCCUCCCACUUGCAUCUCCCUCCCACCCUCUUUAUCCCACCCCUUUAAGUGUUCACAAAGCACCGAGCUGAUCUCCCUGUGCUAUGUGGCUGUUUCCCACUAGCUAUCUAUUUUACAUUUGGUAGUGUAUAUGUCAAUGCUACUCUCUCACUUUGUCCCAGCUUACCCUUCCCCCUCCCCAUGUCCUCAAGUCCAUUCUCUACCUUUGUGUCUUUAUUCCUGUCCUGCCCCUAGGUUCGUUACAACCUUUUUUUUUUUUCUAGAUUCCAUAUAUAUGUGAUAGCAUACUGUAUUUGUUUUUCUGACUUACUUCACUCUGUAUGACAGACUCUAGGUCCAUCCACCUCACUACAAAUAACUCAAUUUUGUUUCUUUGUAUGGCUGAGUAAUAUUCCAUUGUAUAUAUGUGCCACAUCUUCUUUAUCCAUUCAUCCAUCGAUGGACACUUAGGUUGCUUCCAUGUCCUGGCUACAGGAAAUAGAGCUGCAGUGAACAUUGUGGUUCAUGACUCUUUUGGAAUUAUGGUUUUCUCAGGGUAUAUGCCAAGUAGUGGGAUUGCCAUUCACCCUACUUAUAAUUUAACAGGUUAGCCUGUUGCUGUUUCAUGGGAUGCUACAGAAUACACAAGAUGCUUGGAUCAGAGGCAAAGGGCUUUUAUUAUUCACAGGAAAAGCAGUAGCCAGAGCUUCAGGUUGCUUUGCAUCAGUUCCCCAGUUCUCUACGUCCCACGAAAGCAACACGGAGGGCCACUGAUGGCAGCCUGCACACGCAGUGUGUUGUGUUACGGAAGAGGAACACUUGGGGUAGCCACUGCUUUUACAGUAAGCAAAAACAAUCCCGUUCUUUGUCCAAGGGCAGUUGUUACCUCAUGCCUCAAGGCUGCUCAGUGUAAACACAAGCCUGAGACGUGGACUGGGUAAAGAUAGGCCUGGCGUCCUGAGAAAGUCUGCAGUGUCACUCAGAGCCAUGGUGGGUAGCCUGCUCCAGAAAUUCACUCUUCAACCUGAUACGUUCUUGGCCAGACUUGAAUUUUCAUGUGAGUAUGCCACUCUAUCGGCUACUCUGAUUAAUCUGGCAAACAGGUUGCUUAGUCAGUACCAAAUCUAUUCAGUUGGUCUCACAUACCAACUAAAUCAAGGCUACUAAAACAGACCCCGAGCAGCAGGGUGAAGCCAGGCUGCAGUACUGACCUCACUCAUGUUCCCAAGGGCCUUGAAUGUAGUCAAAUGUAAGUUCCAAGGGAGGGCCAGUAGGCCUUCUUAUUAGCCAGAAUGUAGCCUAAGGCCAAUUUGUUAUCCAUUAUGAACCACGCAAGGGAGCUUUGACUGUCUUACCUGUCUUUGGUGUCAUUGCCGAAAAUAACAGGAGGCAAUAGAUGGGCCAAAAGGCAACUCCCAUCGCUAGCGGAGAUACCUUUGUGGCCCAUUUUCCCCACAUACAAGCACAUAACCGCAAUAGGCCCAGGUCACUGUAUAUCAGGAUUUCUUGUUAAACCUGAAUUGAAUCACCAGUAUAUAAAUUUGAUUAAGUCACAUAGGUAGUGUUACCUAGUAGUUUCAGCCUCAGUUGCCAUGCAUGGUAAAAUCCGAGGCCACUCAGGCAUUAAGAGAAGCAUAUGAUCAGUCAGAUUGAAACAAGGUUGUCCUAGUUCCUGUGUUUGUAAGUGUUCUUAACUGAGAGCUGCCAUUGAUGGCAUCAUGUCCUGCCUCCUGUACCAAAUAAGAGGCUUAACAAGGAGUUGAGCCUCCUUUGUGGUGGUGGCUUGUGGUGGUCAAGGAGAUAAAGCAUUUGCUUGUUUGACUCCCGGAGGGAUGAGUGCUGUGAAUCUCUCCAAAUGGUAUCAAGGAACUUUCCUUGGCAACCAGUGUUCUGAAUUUUGUUCAGGUUUAUCGGUCACUCCUACUGGUAGAGGUAGAUAACGCCACAGUCAGGGCCAUUGAGACAGGCUUCUAACCUGUCAACCCCAGAACGUCUAUAUAUAUCACCUGUAUAGUGAACAUCUGAGGCAUCAGAGCACAGAGGCACACACACUCAGUCCCACCCUGUGGAUGGGUUAGGAUGGGUCAGGGCAUGGUGGUAGCUGGCCGGAAGCUUGUCUCAUUUCUCUACCUGUAGCAAUACCCCGCGUGAGAGAAUCUCCUCUGGCACUUCAUGAGCAUUUAAGUUCAAGCACAUAACACCUCGAUGCCAAUUAUGUAUUUUCAUGAUAAUAGUACAUUGAAUUGGGCCAUUGGGACCCACCCACAGGGUCACUUUUUUCCUUUACUGCAAGAUUUGCUCCAAUCCUGUCAGUUACCUUUAGUCACUUUUUCCCCCUAUGGAAACAUGGACCAAGAAGUUUCACAUUAGGGGCUUUAACGGGUGCCAAGAGUUGCUGUUAUCUCCCUGACGGGUAGCUCAGGAAGGAGCAGAGAGUGAGGGCGGCAGGCAGGGAGGUUUUGUUUUGGGGGUUGUUUUUUUGACUCUGCAUUUCAGUGUUGGUGCCAGCUUCUCCCCGUGCCCUUCCUAGUAUCUGGAGAGCACCCAGGCUCCAGGGAUCUUUCUCUCUGUCCUCCACUGACCACUGCAUCUCCCCAGUGUCCUGCAGUCCUGGGUACCUUGGGCCACCCUGUGCCCAGUAGCCACGUCCCUCAGGGACUGGGUAGCAUGGUCCCUUGGGCACCUGUAUCUAACAGAGCUAUAAAAAUUUGAGUCACUUUCUUCCCCAGAGUUCCCCCGUUACACACUUGGCUUUUUCCGUACAACAAACGACUUCAGGGUGGAGGGUGCCGGAGGUAUUAAGUGUAGAGGGAGAGAACGGCUCCAUGCCAGGAAGGAACACUUUGUGUUUACUUUUGGUUUUGAUCAGCUGCCCAACUUGUGCUCAACAAGCUUGUAUUUUUGGUCUACUCAAAGUUGUAUUUCUUCAGUCACUGGUGGUCCAGUGGUUAAGACUCCAUGCUCCCAAGCGCAAGGGGUGCGGGUUUGACCCCUGGUCGAGGAACUAAGAUCCCACAUAAAAAAGUUGUAUUUCUUCCUUGCUGACAGCAUUUCUUUCAGCUCUGGGGACCCCUUGACUUGGUGGCUGCAGCCGGUUUCUUCUCAGGUUGUGCCGUGGGGCACGCUGCCCUGUUGUCAUGUUCACAUUCUUCCUUCUCCCACCCGACGUGAGUGGGUAACAACCAAGACACCAUUUGGCUGUAUGACUCUCUCUUACUUCGUCUCCAAACGUUCAUUAACAGGUAGACAGUAGGCAGCCCAUGAUCCCCUCCCCCUUACCCACUACUUGAGUGCAGGCAUUCACUAUGGAACCCAUGGAAUCAUAUCUCUUAACCCCACCCACUGGGGCUCAUCUUUUCCAGAGAACCAUGGUUCUCUCAAGUUAAAACUGGCAAGAACUAUGCAGGGUCUGGGAUUUUGCUCUGUUUACAAGCUAACAAGUUGGCCUAUUAAAAUUUCAUGCAACACUGGCAGAAGACUCGAGACUCCUGGGUCAGAGACAAAGGACUUUAUAAAAGUAACCAGAGCUUCAUGUUAAUUUAUGUUGGUCCCCUGCGCUCUCAAGCCCCUCAGGGGUGACAUAAGGAGCCCAUGAUGAAUGUCUGCACACAUGGUAGUUUGUGUUACAGUAGAGGAACACUGAGCUCAGGUGAUUCACAACUUUUUUUUUUUUAAUUUUUGCUGUGUUGUGUCUUCUGUGCGAGGGCUUUCUCUAGUUGUGGCAAGCAGGGGCCACUCUUCAUCGCGGUGCACGUGCCUUUCACUAUCGCGGCCUCUCGUUGCGGUGCACAGGCUCCAGACGCGCAGGCUCUGUAGUUGUGGCUCACGGGGCUAGUUGCUCCGCGGCAUGUGGGAUCCUCCCAGACCAGGGCUCGAACCUGUGUCCCCUGCAUUGGCAGGCAGAUUCUCAACCACUGCACCACCAGGGAAGCCCCCCGAUUCACAACUUUUAUAGUUAGCACAAGUAAGCCUAUUCUUAGUCUGGAGAAAGAUAUUACAUCAUCAUUCAAGGUUGCUCACUGCAAACACAGACUUGAGAAAUGGCCUGGAAAAAGAGAACUCAAUACCCAGCAAGGACAUGCAGGGAUGCUCCGAGCCCAUGGCAGACUGCCUGUCCCAACAAAGCCUCUUUUGCUACUUAGCCAUAAAUUGAACAUUAUAAGGCCUGAAUUUAUGUGUGUAGUUUUUGGAAAUGAAUAUUAGAAGAGCUCUGAGAAAAUAAUUGUAUUAAUUAAGUUACUGAUUACCUAUCAUGUUCCAGGCACCAUUCUAAAUUCUUUAUGUAUUGCAUUAGUUUGCUAGGGUCAUCUCAACAAAGUACCACAUACUAGGUGGCUUAAACAACAGAAAUUUAUUUUUUCACAAUUCUGGAGGCUAGAAGUCUGAGAUCAAGGUGUGGGCAGGGCUGGUUUCUUCUGUGGCCUCUCUCCUUGACUUGUAGAUGGCUGUCUUUUCCUCGUGUCUUCAUAACAUCUUCCCUCUGUACCUAUCUUUGUCCAAAUUUCCUCAUCUUGUAAGGACACCAGUCAUAUUGGGUUAAGGCCUACCCUAGUGACCACAUUUUAACUUAAGUACCUCUUUCAGGACCCUAUCUCCAAAUACAGUCACAUUUUGAGGUACUGGGGUUUAGGACCUCAGGGUAUGAAUUGACGGAGGAACACAAUUCAGCCCAUAACUCAUAUGUAGUCUCAAUCUUUGCAACAUCUAUUUUCUGCAUUUUACGGUUGAGGGAAUUAGCUUAAUGAGGUUAAGACACUUGUCCAAGUAAUAGGUAGUAGAGCUGGAAUUUGAACUAAGGUUUUAUCUGGCUCCAAAGUCUGUAUUUCUGGGCUUCCCUGGUGGCGCAGUGGUUGAGAGUCCAUCUGCCAAUGCAGGGGACACACGUUCGUGCCUCGGUCCAGGAAGAGGCCACAGCAGUGAGAGGCCUGUGUACCGCUAAAAAAAAAAAAAAAGUAUAUAUUUCUAAGCAUUAAUUGUGAUAUGAAGCUUUUUUUUAUUCUGUAAGGUAACAACAAAACAAAAGAGGAUGCCUGGUUUAUUUACAGAGCAACUUUAAAUGUAUCAGAGAAUGUAAUUUGAUUAUGUUCAUGCUUGGGUAAAAGAAUAUCAUUUUUGGUUUGGUGCUUGUCUUAUAAUGUGAGAACUUUGCACAGAUAAUCAUUCCAAUUAUACAUACUGUCUUUGUUCACAGUUAGAAUAAUAACAAUGUUGAGUAUUGAACUGUUUUUAAAAAUAAAGGAUAUUAUUUUACUUGAGUAGAUAGCGAUACUUUUAUUCUCCCUCUGUAUACUAUUAACACGUAGUUUUUGUUAAAAUAGUACGAAGAUUAUGAGUGCCACUAAUAUUCACAUAGAUGUUCAGCUCAUUUAAUAUAGAUUUUUUUAAUGAAGUUCGUAUUUGCAUGUAUUCAUACUAUUAAGUACUGAGUAGAUCUUGUAAUAAAUACUUUCCUUUGAAACUAGAA
Molecule: messenger RNA, 8124 nt
Organism: Orcinus orca (killer whale)
Lineage: Eukaryota; Metazoa; Chordata; Mammalia; Artiodactyla; Delphinidae
Gene: BBS12
Product: Bardet-Biedl syndrome 12
Exons: 3
Coding region: 221-2365 (714 amino acids)
Biological process (GO): chaperone-mediated protein complex assembly; photoreceptor cell maintenance
Molecular function (GO): ATP binding
Source: RefSeq, a predicted model, not a curated record